Molecule: messenger RNA, 2236 nt
Organism: Solanum tuberosum (potato)
Lineage: Eukaryota; Viridiplantae; Streptophyta; Magnoliopsida; Solanales; Solanaceae
Product: programmed cell death protein 4-like
Exons: 4
Coding region: 1-2232 (743 amino acids)
Biological process (GO): negative regulation of DNA-templated transcription
Source: RefSeq, a predicted model, not a curated record
AUGGAUUUUACAGCAGGAAAGUUAUCAAAUGAACAUAAAGAACAAUUUCGAUCUGCUUCAGAAAGUGCAGAUCCAUUAACAGUAUCUGCAUUACAGAUAUCACCAAAAUCACCGCGCUCUCCCAAAUCCCCAAAAUCUCCUAAGUCUCCAAGGUCUCCCGGUGAUCGUCACAGCAAACAUGGCUCAGAUAGGGGAAGUCCACUUAAACAUAAAAAAAACUCACAUUCUCCGCGAGAUGGUCGUCCAAAGAAAGGUGGUUGUGGAGGAAAAGGCACUUGGGGCGGAUUGAUGGAUACCGAUGAUGUCCAUGCUAUUGAUCCCAAUGAUCCAAACUACACUAGUAGUGAGGAGGUCACGGAUUUGAACUGUAGAAACAACCUCCUGCAGAAAUGCAGGGAUACGGAGAGAACAAGUACGAAAGACAUGGUUGCAGCAUUUGAGGAAUACAAAAAGAAGGCAAUAAUAUUAGUCGAAGAGUAUUUUCAGAAUGAUGAUAUAACAUCCACAGCAAAUGAAUUAAGAGAACUUGGGAUGUCUUGUUAUGACUUCUACUUCAUUAAAAAGUUAGUAUCAAUGGCUAUGGAUAGGCAUGAUAAAGAAAAAGAAAUGGCAGCUGUUUUAUUAUCUGCACUAUAUGCUGAAGUUAUCAAACCACAACAAGUCUACAAAGGUUUUAGUAAACUCUUGGAAUCUGCUGAUGAUUUCAUUGUAGACAUACCAGAUGCAAUCGACAUUCUCGCGUUGUUCAUUGCAAGAGCAGUAGUUGAUGAUAUACUCCCUCCUGCAUUUUUGGCAAAAGCAAAUUCUUCUCUACCUAAAGAUUCAAAGGGAAUUGAGGUCAUAAAAAGAGCUGAAAAGAGUUACCUUUCAGCUCCUUUACAUGCUGAAAUCAUCGAGCGUAGAUGGGGUGGGAGUAAGAAUAAGACAGUUGAAGAUGUGAAGGACAAGAUCAACAACUUGCUUAUUGAGUAUGUUGUAAGUGGAGAGAAGAAUGAGGCGUGUAGAUGCAUUAACGAUUUGAAUAUGCGUUUUUUCCAUCAUGAAAUUGUUAAGAGGGCUAUUAUCAUGGCAAUGGAAAAGCAACAAGCCGAAAGUCGCCUUUUGGACUUACUAAAGAAGACUACAGAAGAAGGCUUGAUAAAUUCAAGUCAAUUAUCAAAAGGGUUCAAUAGGAUUAUUGACAAUAUCGACGACUUGUCACUUGAUAUACCAAAUGCAAGGAUGAUUUUUCAGUCAAUAAUUUCUAAGGGAGCAUCAGAGGGUUGGUUAUGUAUUUCAUCUUUGAAGUCGUUAUCGACACAACUAGAAAAACAAGAAAUUGAUGAAAAACUAGUGAAGGAAUUCAAACUGAAAGCUCAAUCCAUGAUCAAAGAGUACUUUUUGUCAGGUGAUAUUGAAGAAGUAAGUAGGAUUCUAGAGUCGGAGAACAGUUCGUGUUUGGCAGAACUAAACGCCAUAUUCGUUAAGAAGUUAAUCACUUUAGCAAUGGACAGGAAAAACAGAGAAAAAGAAAUGGCUUCUGUUCUGUUAUCAUCUGUUUGUUUUCCAGCAGAUGAUGUGGUAAAUGGCUUUGUAAUGCUAAUAGAAGCAGCAGACGAUACAGCUUUAGACAUUCCAAUUGUCGUUGAAGACUUAGCGAUGUUUUUGGCUAGAGCAGAAGUAGAUGAAGUUUUAACUCCACAACACAUGGAAGAGAUUGGGAGUCAAUUUUUCGAACCGAAUUCAAUAGGUAACAAAGUUGUACUAAUGGCAAAAUCUUUGCUAAAAGGUAGAUUAUCUGGUGAGAGAAUACUAAGGUGUUGGGGUGGUGGUGGAAGUAGUACAAACGGAUGGGCGAUUGAAGAUGUUAAGGAUAAAAUACGAAAAUUAUUAGAGGAAUUUGAAUCUGGAGGAGAUGCAAAAGAAGCAUAUAGAUGCAUAAAGGACUUAGGUAUGCCAUUUUUUCAUCAUGAAGUUGUGAAGAAAUCAUUGGUGAUUAUAAUUGAGAAGAAAAGUGAGCGGUUAUGGGGUUUUCUCAAAGAAUGUUUUAGUAUGGGACUUAUAACUAUGUAUCAAAUGACAAAAGGUUUUGCUAGAGUUGCAGAAUCACUUGAUGAUUUGGCUUUAGAUGUACCAGAUGCUGAAAAACAAUUUAAAGUUUAUGUUGAAAGGGCUGAGGCUGAAGGAUGGUUAGAUUCCACUUUUAGUUUCAACAGACUUGGACAUAAUUCCAUGGAAAAUGGAUUUUGUUGAAUCA